AACACUAUCCUCUCCUGCCAGGACCAGUGCUUUGUAGGAGACCAGGGCUAUGAGUACUCUUCUUCAGUGGCGACGUCAGCCAGUGUUGACAUUUCCAUGGAAACCUGGUACUCUCAGUGGCCGGGCGGUAUCCUGGACAACAGCAGAAGCAGCCAGCGAGAAACCCAGCCACAAGACUACUUCCUGGAAUAUGAUACAAGUGUCCAAGAUGACUUCAGGUGGACAGGCCACUUAUCAUCUCAGCUUUAUAAAAAUAAACAGCUUCAGGACACUCUUGAACAAAAGGAGGAAGAACUUGCUAGACUCCAUGAAGAAAAUAGCAAGCUGAGAGAAUACCUGAACUCCACUUAUGUCAAAUCCUUGGAGGACAAGGCCAGGAAAUUAUUGAUUCAGAAUGGGCAAAAGAAUGGAGGGAUCUUCAAAUGUAAGAAGCGCCUGUUUCAGAAGCAGGAGGAGGCUGGAGAUUUCUUUGCAGAGAAACCAGCAGCAGAGAGCCUCCCAAAGAGAGGACGAGGAAACCCAACCUGUAAAAAUGGAAGUAGCAGCCAUAAUGCCCAAGAUGACCAUGGUACUCCCUAUGUCGAAAACUGGGUGCUCAAGACUUUAGGAUUAAAAGAUGCCAACACUAUUGAUGACAGUUCUUCAGCUAACUACAGUGCCAUUAUUUCUGAGACAUUGGUUGAUUACAACAGUGAUCAACUGAAGGUGACCGAGUACAGCACGGACUAUGCAACGCCAGCAGGUUACGGCCAGGAUCCUACAGUCCUGGAGAAUUUCCUUGCCAGUUCCUGUCCACUGAACACUUCCUGCACAAGCGAGCUCUCUUCCUGCCCCUAUUAUUCGGCACCCUCUCGCCCGAUCCAUGCACUUUACCAGCCUGCAGCAACGCCGUUCCAGGCAUGCAAGACGGCCCCAAACAAAACGGACGUGGCCUUCUCCACCUCGCUCAAUCCUCACCGUAAUGUGAAGACGCACACCUUCUGCCAAGGCCAGGCCUUUGUACAGCGUGAUGGGGAGGGAGGUUGGAGGUUUACCUGGGUCCCCAGCCAGGCAGAUUGACCAAUCCUGCUGCCACUGCUACAGACUGUUUACAAAACACACGAGUUCCCUGCACUUGAAAUACUCAUGAAGGAUAUCAACAGCUUUGCACAAAUUACCAACCAGUCUUGAAUUUGUCUCUUUUUUUAAUCUGAGAACAUGACUCUUAACCUUAGAAUUAGGAUAGUGUAACUUUCCAUUGUUCUGAGUGAGUUUAGAGACACUAAUUUUUUUUUCUUCUUCUGAGAACGUGUUGUGAUUCAUUUGGGACGAAGAUAAAGGAAGCACUUAGUGUCCUAUAACCUUGUCAGCACGUUUUCACAUUGUGAGUUGCUUCUGGAGUCCAAUGAGGGCAAAUGGAUGAGGGAGAUUCCAGGCACAUCAGUGUGGAUCAAUGACCAGCUGAACUGUCUUCUCUAAAAUAGUGUUUUUUCGAAGGAGACCUGUUAACUGUUAGCAAGGAGAUUGAAGAGGAGAAGCUGGGUGUUCUCGCAAAUGAUGACCCUUGACCCUUGAACAUCUACCUGAAAGGGCAGAUGUGACCAUAGUUCAAGGACAUUCAAGUAACUGAAAUAUCGGAACAUUUCCUUCAAGGGAACAAAUACCUCAAAUGUUGUGUGGAUUGGAAUUAUUUGGAUUAUGAUCUUAUGGUCAAGCUUGCCUCAGUUGUUUGGUUCCAUUUUCCUGUUCAUGCAGAAUAGGACACAGGUGUCAAACGUUUGCCUCUGUUGGUACAAACACUGACACAAUGCAGUCUAAACUGCCUCUGAGUGAUAAACCAUUACUGUCUAACCUAUGCCACUUUUCUCAGUAGAGUCCAGUGAUCAAUAAGGCACAAAAAUCUUAAGGGAAAAAUAUUGAACAUCAUCGAAAAUUAAGGGAUGAAAAUUGCUUGAAGUUAUUCUGAUCACCGGCAUCAAUGAUCAUUUAAAUUUAGACCUAUGUUCUGAAACAAGUGCAACAGUUUUCAACAAUGGUGAUCUUUCCAAAAAUUCAUGGUCAUAGUUUUGAUUGAAGCCUUCAUUUUUCAAGCUGUUUUGGGCCCUAACACAGAUUGUUGCUAUUCUGGAAACCUGUGUGACUGGUGAUAUCUUGUUGUGUUGUGUUAUAUUGUAUUGUAUCAUAGAAUUUGGAGCACAGAUUCAGGCCAUUUAGUCCAACAGGUCCAUACUCCAUAUGAGCCUCAUCCUAUUUGACACCAUUUCACCCCAUCAGCAUAUCUAGAACUAGUGGUCACUGUUUCAAAAUAUGUUGUCGUCCAUUUAAAAGAGAGAAUAGUUUUUUUUUCCUCAGUGCCAUGAGUCUUUGGAACUCAAAAGACAGUGCAGCUAGAGUCCUUGAAUACUUUCAAAUUAGAAGUAGGUUGAUCUUCAAGGAAGGUAGUGAAAGGUGGGAAUGUGGAGUAAUUGGAUCAACCAUGAUUUUAUUGAAUGGUGGAACAGGCUCGAGGAGGCAAGUGGCCUUCACCUGCUCCUAAUUUAUAUGCUCGUGUGUUCAUAUAUCCUGUUCCUUUGUCUUUUGAGUUUAUCCAGCUUUGGCUCAAACAUAUCCAUAACAUUUGCCUCAAUCACUCCCUGUGAUCAUCAGUUCCCUUUGGAUGGGGGUUGCUCCUGUAUGGUUCACUGAAUUAGUUAAUCAGGAAUGCUUCGAUAAUACCUAGUUGUGGUCUGUCCCACAAGAAAGAUUUUCACCAUGUCUACCCUCUCAAAUCCCUUUUUUUAAAAAAUAAUCACUGAUG
This is a messenger RNA of Rhincodon typus (whale shark), 2776 nucleotides long. It is a transcript of the gene gmnc, whose product is annotated as geminin coiled-coil domain containing. NCBI's taxonomy places the organism in Eukaryota, Metazoa, Chordata, Chondrichthyes, Orectolobiformes, Rhincodontidae. Gene Ontology annotation, biological process: negative regulation of cell cycle; negative regulation of DNA replication. Gene Ontology annotation, cellular component: nucleus. The annotation marks the transcript as partial. The record is from RefSeq and is a predicted model, not a curated record. The transcript has 4 exons.